CGACAACUUCUUCAAUAAUCAAAUCCAACUAUCAAUUCUUCAAAAUGUCUCUGAUCCCAAGCUUCUUUGGCAACCGCAGCAACGUGUUCGACCCUUUCUCCCUGGAUGUGUGGGAUCCCUUCGUAGGCUUUCCUCUCUCCACCAACUUUCCCUCCUCCGCCCGUGAAACCAGCGCGGUGGCCAACGCUCGCAUCGACUGGAAAGAGACGCCGGAGGCACAUCUCUUCAAGGUUGAUGUUCCCGGAUUGAAGAAGGAAGAAGUUAAGGUUGAGGUUGAAGAUGGUGGAAUUCUGCAAAUUAGUGGAGAGAGGAGCAAAGAGCAGGAGGAGAAGAAUGACAAGUGGCACCGCAUCGAGAGGAGCAGCGGCAAGUUCUGCCGCCGCUUUAGGCUGCCGGAGAAUGCCAAGCUGGAGCAGGUGAAGGCGGCGAUGGAGAAUGGGGUGCUCACGGUGACUGUGCCCAAGGAGGAAGUGAAGAAACCUGAAGUUAAGGCUAUUGAUAUCUCUGGUUAAGUGAAUAAUCAUCUCAACAGAAUUUCUAAUUUCAUGUAUUUGAUGUUAAUAGAGUAAAACGACGAUGUAAUAAAUUGUGUAAUGUGUGUGUGAGAUGUUAAUAAGAAACUUUUUUUUUAAAAAAAUCUUGCUUUUACUCGAAAUAUAUAGUAAAAAUUAUUACGACUAUUUACUUAUUUAAAGUUGAGGGUCUAGUCAAUUUUGAAGUUUAUGUUUAAUAAAUUAAUGGCAUUAGUCGGCAUCUACUGACUACCUAUAUCAUCAUCAAUUUAAUAUUUUCCACCCUAGAUAAUUCAUGACAUAUAG
This is a messenger RNA of Salvia splendens (bonfire salvia), 818 nucleotides long. RefSeq names its product 18.2 kDa class I heat shock protein. NCBI's taxonomy places the organism in Eukaryota, Viridiplantae, Streptophyta, Magnoliopsida, Lamiales, Lamiaceae. The record is from RefSeq and is a predicted model, not a curated record. The transcript has a single exon. The coding region runs from base 45 to 512 and encodes 155 amino acids.